Durusdinium trenchii is the source of this 771-nucleotide messenger RNA. NCBI's taxonomy places the organism in Eukaryota, Dinophyceae, Suessiales, Symbiodiniaceae. The record is from the annotation of a GenBank genome assembly.
AUGUCAGAGCCGUCAGAGCUCCCCUUUCGCUGUGUCCAAUGUGGUGCCUGGGAAAACGUCCUGGUGCUGCGGAUCUCGCAUCAGAGUGCCGAGAAGCCCAUCCAUUUCCAUCAAGUCGAGAUCUACGGCUGCGACGGGAUCAACUACGCCUCCGCCGUGCGGGGCGGCUCGGCCGUCGCCUCGUCGGAGCAGGGCGAUGGAGAGACCUGGGGCCCCGCGCGCUUCGUGGUGGACGGCGAUCGGGAGCGAAACGUGUGCCACUGGAGGAUGGAUGGUUGGAGAUUGGCCAAGCCAGUGGACGUUGAAAGCUUCGCCAUCUUCAACAUGUGUGAUGAUGAGUACGACCAUCGGCUCAGAUGUGAUGGCCAUUUGGUGGAGUUGUUGAACGAUGCAGGGGAGGUGGUCUUCGCCCAGCACAUCUCGCAGGAGCUAGACGUGGCGCUCUUCGACCAGGCGAAAGGCUGUCGACAGCGGUGGAUCAACGAAGAUGCGCGGAGCAUCAUGGCCAACGUGAGCCUGGAGGUGGACGCCGAGGACCCCGGGCAGCUCAAGGUUUGUGCCACACGGAUGAGCGGAGAGCUUCUGGUGGAGGUGUUUACAAGCCCGGAGGCCACUCCGGCCAUGCUUUGUGAGGAGAUCGGAAGGCUUUGCGGCCUCGAGGCUUAUCAUUUGCGGCUUCUUUUGGCCGAUGGCCGAGUAUUGCGGCUGAGCAGCGCGCCAGAGCCUCUGCGGAGUUAUUUGGAGAAUGACGGCAACGAGAACGGGGAGUGA